This is a messenger RNA of Musa acuminata AAA Group (dessert banana), 1724 nucleotides long. RefSeq lists its product as uncharacterized. The transcript has 6 exons. The record is from RefSeq and is a predicted model, not a curated record. NCBI's taxonomy places the organism in Eukaryota, Viridiplantae, Streptophyta, Magnoliopsida, Zingiberales, Musaceae. The coding region runs from base 668 to 1417 and encodes 249 amino acids.
UCGCCCCCCUUCGUUUUCCUUCGCGGUCUUCGUCAACAUAUGUUGGAUUUAUCCUGCUUUAGACUAUGCUCCUAUGUGUUUCCCUAUUCCGAUGCUUCAGCUUCACCAACCCUCCGAUUCUCGUCAGCAAAACCCUAAAUCCGCUCUUAUCCCCUUAUCCGCAGGCUCUUUCUUGGUUGGACUCGAUUGGAACUCUUGCUUGCUUGGGCUUGAUGAAGAAAAAGAAUCAUGCAGUGGUGUCCGUAACUAUGAAGAAGAUCAUUAGGUUUGCCUUGAAGAAUCAGUAGCUGCAUUUGGAGGAAGAUGACCUUUCUGAAGUAGACCAAAUGUUCUCUCACAGAUGCCAGCAAAAUAGAUGGAUAUUUGGGCUGUGAAUACUCCAUGUUACUGAGAUGAUGGAUGUUUUGGUAUAGGCACUUCAUAUUUGAUCAGAAAGCUGAUGAUGGUGGAUCCUUUGCUGGUGGACUUGAUCUAUUUUGAACUCUUUCUUGGUUGCAGGAAGAUGGUUUUUCCGUUUCUUUUUUGAAGCGGACGAAGUGUUCUCUUAUAGUUACAGAUGCUAGCAAACAGAUAGAUAUUAGGCUGUGGAUACUCAAUAUUAAUGAGAUGAUGGAUAUUUUGGCACGCACACUUUAUACUUGACUAGAAAGCUGGAAUUGGGGUCAUCAUGGAUAAGAAUAGUUCAAGAGAAAAAGAACUUGUUUUUGAUUUAGAGGGCGGUGAGAAUUCCGUGAUAAGAGAACUGGAAGGAUCAAAAGAUACAUGGUGUAGUGCCGGACAGGACAAUGGAAUGUUGAGUAGGGUAUGGAGUAGCUUCAUCAAUAUUGAUGGGCCGAUAAAAGGAGAAAGAGUAGUAAGGUUGGGGGAUAGUGCAUCUAGCUCUGUGGAGCUUCCUCUCAUAGAUGGGGAAGCCUUGGGGGAUAGGAGUGUUGGACUAGAGGCAAAAAUGGGCCUCUUGGAGAAGAAGGUUGGACUUGAGACAACAAAAAAGAAGGGGUGCAAGAAGCCACCAAAACCACCUCGGCCACCCAACUCUCCGCCUUUGGAUGCGACCAACCAGAAGUUGAUGAAGGAGAUCUCAGAAAUUGCAAUGAUGAAGCGAGCUAGGAUCGAGCGGAUGAAGAAAAAGGUGAAGGAUGCCAAUUCUGCGCGUAUUAACGGCAACUUGUGGGCCUUGAUUAUCACCAUUCUUUUCAUCCUUGUUAUAAUGUGGCAAGGAGUUCUUCCUAGCGGCAGCUCCAGUGGCAGAUCCAAUGGUCACCCCGUAUCCUCCGUAGAAACAAGGAGCGGGUUGAUUUCUAUUCACUUCUACAAGAAUGCAUCAGGAAAUACUCCUAAGGCAUCCACCUCCAUGUCUCCCAACGAUGUCGAACCAGCGUCCGGGUAUGAUGAGCACAACAAAGCAACGAGGAAUUGAUCUGGAACCUUUAGAGAGCGAAACCAUGCAAAUCCUUCGAUGGGAUGAGCUCGAUCGAUCAUGUGUGCAGAGACCAACAGCUGAAUGGUACGUCUCUUCCAAUCUGCUCAUGUAUAUAUGAACAUAGAUAGUAUUCCUGUACAUGACCCUUUGUGUUACGCCAUCACGACUCCUAGUCUUUUGUCACACGGUUAACUGUGCCCGAGCCGUGUCCUUUACGUCACCUACUCACGAAACAUCGAUCGUCAUGUCACCUCAUGCAAUCAAUCCCCUUAGAACUUAAAUGGAGAAGGAAAGCAUAUUACUA